AUGAAGAGUUCAAGAAGUUGGAACUCUGGAAGUAUUAAGGUUACAGUCUUACAGAUGAAGAGAUUCAAAGAGAGAGUACAUAGGAAAGAUCUUCCUAAACCAUUCGUUAUUAUGGGUUUUGGAUUUCGCAGUCUUUUGAUCACGGAUAUUACUUGUUGCUUAGCUGAAAAAGUAGCAUCUGUAAUUGGUUGCAUUGUUAUCUCAAUGGAGAACUAUCGCACUGGAGUUCGCAAUGGCAAUGAUUUGGAGUUAAUUGAUUUUUGUCUUCUUAUCCAGAAUCUUGAGAUUAAUUUGUUGAAAAAUCCAACAACAAAGGACGUGGUGAUGCUAUAG
Molecule: messenger RNA, 333 nt
Organism: Fraxinus pennsylvanica
Lineage: Eukaryota; Viridiplantae; Streptophyta; Magnoliopsida; Lamiales; Oleaceae
Source: the annotation of a GenBank genome assembly